Molecule: messenger RNA, 6006 nt
Organism: Darwinula stevensoni
Lineage: Eukaryota; Metazoa; Arthropoda; Ostracoda; Podocopida; Darwinulidae
Source: the annotation of a GenBank genome assembly
AUGCAGCUUCGUCUCGACAACUGUGCAUCACAACAAGAUAUGGACGAGGACGCGGGAUGUGAAAAGGCCAUUUGCGUCGUGGAGCACAAGGAAUUCGAAGGGGGGAAGGACUCAUACCUGCUGAAGGAGGAUCGACUGCGACGGCUGUUGCUGCAGGCUGACUGCAGAGACAAACCGGUGGCAGUGUUGUCCAUAGCCGGGGGGGCGAGGAGGGGGAAGUCCUUCCUCUUGAGUCUCUUCCUGAGAUACCUCAGGGCUCAAGGGUCUGAAGAUUGGCUAGACGAUGAAGACAUUCCGGUCACGGGGUUCGCAUGGAAAAUGAGUGCCAAGAGGGUAACGACGGGGAUUCAUAUCUGGGAUGACAUUUUUACAUUGAGGCUCCCCAAUGGGCAAGAGGCAUGCGUCCUCCUGAUGGACACGGAAGGGACCUUCGACUGCGAGGAGUCCCUCGCCCACAGCGUCACAGUCUUCGCCCUCAGCACCUUGCUCAGCUCCCUCCAGAUCUACAACCUCAAGGAUAACAUCAACAUGGACGACCUUCAUCACCUCCAGGUAGUUCUGAGCACCUGUGAGAUCAUAGGAUUUCUCAAUCCUCAGGACACGAGGAAUAAAUUCUUCACUGGGUACGGCCGACUAUGCCUCGAGGCAAGCGACGACAAACCCUUCCAGAACUUCCUCUUCCUCGUGAGGGAUUGGAGGAACCAUCACGAGUUUCCCUAUGGGAGCGUGGGAGGGCAGGCGUUCCUAAAGGAAAAACUCCAAACUUCCGGGAGACAGCGAGAGGAAGUUAAGAAAGUUAAGGAAGGCAUCAAAGAGUGUUUCGAGAAACUCAAUGGCUUUUUGAUGCCUUAUCCCGGGGAGAAAGUGGCUGGCGAUCUUCAUUUUAGCGGGUCCCUUUCGGAUAUACAAUUGGACUUCAAAUAUCAGCUCCGGUUUUUGGUGCCAAAGCUGCUCUCCCCAGAGAAUUUGGUCCUCAAGACGAUAGCCGGCAGGCCCAUCACAUGCAAGCAAAUCUUCGAAUACUUCAAAUGUUACAUCGGAGUUUUCAACAACCGAGCAGAGAUCCUCAAGCCCAAGAACAUCUUCGAGGCCACUGCCGAGGUCCAGCAUCGGAACUCCCUGGAUGAAGCAGUCGACCACUACGCCCAACACAUGGACCGACUCCUGGUGGAAGUCCCCUUCCUGACCAAAAAGAAACUGAAUGAAGUUCACGCUUCACUCCGAAUGGAGGCGAUCGGCAGAUUCGCCAGUUCCAAAAAGAUGGGUGACAAAGAACUAUCGGGAAAAUACGAGUUGCUUUUGGAUAAGGACAUCCACAGGCUUCACAAGAAUUAUGAGAUGAAGCGAAACGCGAGGGAAGAGCGAACCAAGACGGAACUGAUGGAUGCGGCGACCAGCGCUCUCAGGGAGUACAUAGAGGAAAUGGCCGAUGUCAUGCUUACAGUCCCUUUACCGACGGCGGAGGAGCUGCGAGUGGAACACGAGGAGAAGAGGUCUUGGGCGAUUCAAAUAUUUCUGGAGCAUCGGGGAAGUGCAGAUGAAGAGCUGUUCAGACGAUACGAGGAAAAACUUAAGAAGGACGUGGAGUCCGAGGCCACCCUCUACUUCAAAGAGCGGCAACGGAAGGAGAGCAUCGCCGACCGGGAGUUGAUCAACAACUUUCAUUCCACCGUCUGGUUCUACAACAACCAGUUGGGCCACUCUCUCACAGCAGCCGCCAUCUCCGAAGAGGAGCUGGAAAGCGAGCACCGGAAGCAUUACAAGGAGGCGAUCGACGGCUUCCUGCGGAGAGCUCAAAACACAAUCUGUCCGUAUCUUCUUGAUGGUCACCUGUACAACUUGAUGCGGCGUUUGGAUGAGCAAUAUAAGAAGUACAUAGAACUGAAAGAAUCGAAAGAAAGACAAGCAGAAACGGAACUUAUGAAAGCCAAAGAGAAGGCUAUGGAAAUAUACAACGAGCAGAUGAGUAAAUUGCUGGUAGAGUUGAUGAGCGAAGAGAAACUAAACGACAUGCAUGCGCACUAUCGUCGAGAGACAAUGGAAUCUUUCGAAGAGACAGGGAAAAAGUACCCGAAGCUUGCGAAGAAACACGCGGACGAAAUGGAAUCGUGCUUGUCAAGCGAACACGAGCGAUAUAAAGCCUUCAGGAACGCCCAAGAGCUCCAAGCUGCAGCUGUCCUGAACGACGCUGUGAAGAAAAGCGUGAUCCACUACGAAGUCGAGAUGACCUGCCUCCGCGACGGCAAGGGCAUUAAUGACGGUGGGAGGCAGGGUGCCACUGACAGUCACAUCCUAACCGAGGAGGAGCUGUUCGAAGGACACGAGAAGUACCGCGAGGAAGCCCUGGGGAUCUUCUGGACGACUGGGGUGCAGUGGCUUCACCUCGCCGAGAAAUACAAGGAGGAGCUGGAAAAGGUUGGGAACUCCAGGCUGAAGAACGAGGCCGUCCUUCCCGACCCUGCCAGCAUUCGCAUGCCCCUCGGGGGUCGUCCGAUGAGCCCUUCACUCGACGAAGGAGUAGAGUCCGAAGAACGAAAAAUGUCAACACGACAGCGUCUUGGACGUGGUGAUGAGUGUAGGGAAUCCUUUGGAUUUUGGUUGGUUGAUGCAGACUGGAAUGGAGCAUUCUUCUACCACAGAUAUGCUGUUAAUGGGAAGGCCUUCUUGAGAAUACAAAAGGAAAGCCCAGGAAGAGAAACUUUGAAGAAGAUAUGGCUGCCUGGGAUGAAUGCGGGGAGAGUGCAUGCCAAUAACCCUGAAACCAUUGGAGCAUCGAAAGACCACACGCGGAAAGAGAUCAGGCGCAUUCAUCCUGGGAGAAAUGUUGGACGGGGUAUGGACAUGGAAGAGGCCCGUGGAAGCCCCAUCUGCGUCGUGGAACACAAUGAACACGAGGGGAGGGGUUCGUACCUGCUGAAGGAGGAUCGACUGCAUCGGCUGUUGAUGCAGGAGCACUGCAAGGACAAGCCGGUCGCAGUGGUGUCCAUCGCCGGGGAGGCAAGGAGGGGAAAGUCCUUCCUAUUGAGUCUCUUCCUAAGAUACCUCAGGGCUCAAGGGUCUGAAGAGUGGCUCGAUGAUGAGAAUAUUGCUAUCGAAGGGUUUGCAUGGAAAAUGAGUUCAAGGAGGGUUACGACAGGGAUCCAUAUCUGGGAUGAAAUUUUCACAUUGAAGCUCCCAAAUGGGGAAGAGCGAGAGGCACGAAAGGAUCCCGGGUUCGGUGGGGUAAUGGAAGCACACCUGACCGGUAAUCAGCAGGAACGGGUUCAAUUCUCGGCCGUCCCCUGGCUUUCUUUCAUCCUCUCCUCCAACCUAUCUUCCCUCCCGGCCAUUCUCAUGACUGAUAUACCUAGGUACAAACUAGCUAGUACAUAUAGAUACUUGAACUCCAUAUUCCAGGCGUGCAUCCUCCUGAUGGAUACGGAAGGGACCUUCGACUGCGAGGAGUCCCUCGCCCACAGCGUCACCGUCUUCGCCCUCAGCACCCUCCUCAGCUCCGUCCACAUAUAUAACCUCAAGGAUAACAUCCACAUGGACGACCUCCUAAACCUCCAGUUUUUCACUGGGUACGGCCGCCUGUGCCUCCAGGAGAGCAACGAUGAACCGUUCCAAAACUUCCUCUUCCUCGUGAGGGACUGGAGGAACUUCGACGAGUUCCCGUAUGGAAGCGAAGGAGGGCAGGCGUUCCUGGACGAGAAACUUCUGACUUCAGAGACACAGCGAGAAGAAGUAAGGAAAGUGAAGGAAGACAUUAAGCACUGCUUCACAAAGCUCAACUGCUUCCUGAUGCCUCAUCCCGGGGAGAAAGUGGCUGGGGAUCCUCGCUUCAGCGGCUCCCUUUCUGAUAUACAGAAAGACUUCAAGGAUCAGCUCCGGCAACUGGUACCACAGUUGCUCUCCCCAGAGAAUCUGGUCCUCAAGACGAUCGCUGGCAAGCCCAUCACGUGCAAGGAACUCUUCGAAUACUUCAGGUGUUACGUGGGAGUUUACAACAACAGAGAGAAAAUCCCCGAGCCCAAGAGCAUCUUCGAGGUAAUCCCAUCAUAUCCCAUCGGAUACCUCUCAAACGCUAGCAUAUCUCUUUCAGAACAGCUCUCUCCGUCCCAGGCCACAGCCGAGAUCCAGAACCGGAACGCCCGUGACGAAGCCGUCGACCAUUAUACCCAAAAGAUGAACCAAAUCCUGGCUGAAACCCCUGUACCGACCCAGAAGAGCCUGGAUGAGGUUCACGCUUCGCUCCAAAAGGAGGCAAUCGACAGGUUCACAAAUUCCAAGAAGAUGGGAGGAAAAGAGCGAUCGGAAAGAUAUGUAUUCCUCUUAGAAAAGAAUCUGCACGAAUUGCACGAGAUCCACAAGAUACAGCGAAACGCCAGGGAAGAACGAACCAGGACGGAACUGAUGGAAGCAGCAAACAAGACCCUCGAGGAGUACAGGGAGGACAUGUCCACCGUCAUGAGGAUCGUCCCUCUAGUUACCGAGGAGACGCUCCGGGGAGAGCACGAGGAGAAGAAGACCCGAGCAAUGCUGAACUUUCGAGGGAAGGAGGAAAUCGCCAAUGAAGAUCUCUUCAAGCAAUACCAGGAGAAACUGGCAAAGGACAUCCACUCCCAGUCCACCCUUCACUUCACCGAGCGGCAAUGGAGGGAGAAAACUGCUGACCAGGAGCUGCUUCACGCCGUCCAAUCCGCCGUCACGGUCUACAGCGCCCAACUCGGCCGCUCGUGCGGAGAAGCGGUCAUCACCGAGGAGAAGCUGGAAAGCGAGCACGGCAAGUACUACAUGGAAGCGAUCGAAGCAUUUUCUCGAGGAACGCAAACCACUCUCUGUCCCUAUCUUCUCGAUGGACACAAGGACAACUUGACGAAGAUGAGCAAGUUGCUGGUAGCUCUGAUGAGCGAAGAGAAACUAAACGGCAUGCAUUCGACUUAUCAUCGACAAGCAAUUGAGUUCUUCGACGAGACAGGCAAGAAGUACCCGUACCUUGUAAAGAAGCACAAGGACGACUUGGAGGCGUUUCUUUCAAAUGAUUCCAUUCCAUUCCAUUCCUCAUUCGAAAAAAAAAAUCCUCUUCCCACCCCCUUUCAACUACAGCGCAUUUCAAGCGAGCACGAGCGAUACAAAGAAUUCAGAAACUCUCAAGAGCUCCAAGCCGAGGCUGCCCUCCACGACGCGGUGGAGAGAAGCGUCACGCACUACGAGCUUAAGAUGUCCUGCCUCUGCGGCGGCAAAGACACCGCCGACGGAGGGAGGCAGGUGAAGAGGCUGGAAGGGAGGCCGGGACCCACCGACAGUCACCUCACAGAGAAGGAACUGCUUGAAGGACACGAGAAGUACCGCAGAGAAGCCCUGAAGAUCUUCUGGGAGAUAGGGGCGCAGUGGCUUCACCUCGCAGAGAUAUACAAGGAGGAGCUGGAGGAGUGCCUGGCGAGGAGGAAAGAUGAGCUCAAGAAGAAAGAGAAAGCGAAUGAAAAAUGUGUGAGGAGAUUGCUGGAGAAAUCCGUGAGAGCAAAGGCCGAGGACUACCUUAGCCCAAGUCGGAUGAAGAAAUUCUAUGGGGAAACCGUUGUGGACGAGAGAGAACUAAAAGAAAACCACGUGGAACACAGAGACGCAGUGGUGCGAUCCUUCUUGGAACGUGGAGACUGGGCCGCCGCUAAGCUCUUGCAGGAAUAUCGAUCCAUCCUCGAAUCUACUCUAAACGACUGGCACCGCUCAUUGGAGACGAAGAUGGCGGAAGAGCGCGCGAAACGACAGCAGGACGCAACAGCCAUCGACAUCCUGGGGACAGCGGGCGCAAUGGCGGUCGCGAGCCUCGGGCCCGCCGGCCCUGUGGCGGCCGGUGCCGUCAUGGGUGCCGCUCGUGGCAUCGCAAAGUGCUAUACAGGGGGAUCGAGGUGGCAGAACAAGGCCGUCCUUCCAGACCCUUCCAGCAUUCGCAUGCCCCUAAGGGGUCAGGAGAAGAGUUCACCCAAAGAAGGAGAAGAUUCCGAAGAACAAGUGUCAGAAUGA